AUUCCUUGUUGUACCUAAAAGACAAAUGCCCACACGGGUGAUUCAGUUUUAGUGUGGGUGAAAGUUGCUCCAUUGACCGUCAAUAGCAUUUUGCGUUAGUUAGUAUUUGCAUAUAUGAUAUAUAAAUGGCGGAUGCCGGAAACGAGGAUGCCGAUACGGUCCUUAGCGACGUGGAGGAGGGUGAUGAUUCAGGUCCGACUGUGAUCAAGAAUCCAGCGCCAGAAGAUGUCUCCGUCGACAAAGUCAGGGAGCUUCUUGUCGAGCUCGAUCGUGAGCGGCAAGCCCGCCAGGCGGCCGAAAACACGAAAUCCGAAUUGCAAGUUUCAUUCAAUCGGUUGAAGGCGCUUGCUCAUGAGGCCAUUAAGAAGCGGGAUGAAUUUGGGAGGCAGAGGGAUGACGCUUUUCUAGAGAAAGAAGAGGCUUUAAAAUCAUACGAUAAGGUUUUGGCCGAGUUAGCUGAGACGAGUAAAGCCAAGGAUGAGGUUUUAACACAGAGGGAUGAGAUUUCCAAGCAGUUGGAUGAGGUGGUGAAGGAGAGAGAUGACCUCCGAUUAGAAAUUGGAAAUUCCACCCAUAUGUUUGUGACUGGGAUUGAAAAGAUAUCUGCCAAGGUAAGUAAUUUUAAAAAUUUUCCUGCCAAUGAACUACCCAAAUCACAGAGAUACUCGGGCCUGGCAGCUGUAGCAUACGGGGUAAUUAAGAGAGCUAAUGAGGUUGUUGAAGAGCUUGUUAAACAGAUAGAUGCAACUGCUAAAUCUAGGAAUGAGACUAGAGAGCAGAUGGAACAGAGGAAUUAUGAGAUUGCCAUUGAAGUUUCUCAGCUGGAAGCAACAAUUGGUGAGUUGAGGGAAGAGGUGGCGAAGAAUAAUUCUAUUGUCGAGAAUUUGGAGAGAAAUCUUGAAGAAAAGGACAAAAAAAUAAAUGAUGUGGAACAAGAGAUGUCAGAGAAACUAAGUAGUGAACAGAAUGAGGUUUUGGAGUUGAGACAGUUAGUUAGUGAGUAUGAUGAAAAGUUGAGUACGUUAUCCUUAAGGAUGGAAUCACUGAGGCCUUUACUAAUUGAUCAGUUGAGUUUUGUGUCAAAAAUCCACAACCAGAUUUACAAUGUUAUGAAGAUAAUAGAUGCAAAUAAUUUGGAACUGUCAGAAUCCUUAUUUGUACCUCAAGAAACAGACAUUGAAGAGAAUAUACGUGCCUCUUUAGCGGGAAUGGAAUCUAUGUAUGAGUUGACUAAGAUUGUUGUUGAGAAAACCAGGGAUGUAGUUGAGGGGAAGAAUGGUGAAAUACGGACUUUAGAUGACACAGUGACUCGAUUAGUUAGGGAGAAAGAUCAAAUUGGUUCCUUACUUAGGAGUGCUUUAUCAAAGAGGAUGGCCACUGAUGCGUCUUCCCAAAAAAAUGAAUUGUUUCAAGCUGCAGAAAAAGGCUUAAGGGAGGCCGGGUUAGAUUUCAAAUUCAGCAAACUUCUUGGAGAUGAAAAAGAUGCAGCUUCAAACAACAAGUUGGGCAUAAGAGAAAAAGAGGAGGAUGAAAUAUACUCUCUGGCCAGUGCUUUGGAGAAUGUUGUCAAGGCAUCGCAGAUUGAGAUCAUUGAGCUGCAGCAUACUGUGGAUGAAUUAAGGGCAGAGUUGAGUUUACUUAAGCAGCACGUAGAAGCUCAAGCCAAAGAGCUUGUCCAUAGAAUGCAUCUGAUAGAGGAACUAGAAGACAAGGAGAGAGCGGCUAAUGAAAGUGUUGAGGGUUUGAUGAUGGACAUUGCAGCUGCUGAAGAAGAAAUUAAUCGAUGGAAAUUAGCAGCAGAGCAAGAAGCCGCUGCAGGCAGAGCCGUUGAACAAGAAUAUGUUGCUCAGCUGUCAGCACUUAAGCAGGAGCUUGAGGAUGCGAAGCAGUCUAUGCUUGAAUCAGAGAAUAAGCUCAAGUUCAAGGAAGAGACCACAGCUGCUGCCAUGGCAGCUAGAGAUGCAGCUGAGAAAUCGUUGAGGCUGGCAGACUUGAGGGCGUCUAGGCUGAGGGACAGAGUGGAGGAGCUUACUCAUCAGCUUGAGGAGCUUGAGAACAGGGAAGACUCUCGGGGUCGGGGCCGAAAUAGGUCUAGAUAUGUGUGUUGGCCUUGGCAGUGGCUUGGCCUGGACUUUGUAGGAUCUCAACGGCCCGAUGCACAAGAACAGAAUUCUAACGAAAUGGAACUUUCCGAACCUCUUCUAUAGUUGUAUCUUUUAAUUCUAAUUUUUUUUUUUGUAUUUAUUUUUUAUUUCUUCAUUUUUAUAUGUCACGAAUUUGUAACCUUAUACCAUCAACAUGAACAGUGAUAUAUUAAUGCGCGGCAAUGUUGGUGUUGAUAGGAAA
This is a messenger RNA of Neltuma alba, 2346 nucleotides long. Its product is annotated as paramyosin. Bases 126 to 2207 code for a protein of 693 amino acids. The record is from RefSeq and is a predicted model, not a curated record. The transcript has 5 exons. NCBI's taxonomy places the organism in Eukaryota, Viridiplantae, Streptophyta, Magnoliopsida, Fabales, Fabaceae.